GUGAAGACAAGAGGGUAGCAACAGUUGCCCCGGUGAAGGCGAGGCGCCAUAGUCGCGGUAGUCCUGGCGACAAGAACCAAGCAACACCACUCAACAACUCAAAUUAAAGAAUUAGUGGUCACCAUGGCAACUUCUGGAUAUUCAGAAGACCUUCAGCCACAGCAGUCAAGCAGCAUAACCAUAGCAACGCCUUCCGUCACCACACCCACUGUGAAGACUGGACACUUACUGACCGAGAUGCUGUUAACUUCUGGAUCAGCGACCCAUCCGUCGCCUGCUCUGAAGUCGGGAGAGGAUGCUCUUUGUUCCCGGCCUCUGACUGCAACUCAUAGCCAGAAUCCGGGGGUUCUGGCCACUGCCACCCGGCAGUUCGUGGCACCCCAAAUUCAACACUCUCCUGUCCAGACAAAUAGUGGCCAGAACAUCUCUCCUCAGUACAUCAUAGUGACAGUGAAAGAAGGUUCCGCUCAAUCCAAUGAUAGUUUGUCAGAUGCCAGUCCGACUGCACCGGUGCCGACAAACCCACAGGGCGAGGCGUCGGUUUACUCCGGUCAGGUACAGUUUGUGGACGGAGGAGGAGGAGGCAGCUCGUCUUAUACGCCGCCUAAUGUCCGACCCAGCAAGUUCCCAUAUUCCGACCCCCUGCUGUACCCUCAGGCCACACCCACGUCCUCCGCCAGCUACUAUGAUGCCACACCCAGCUCCAACUCCGACAUCAGUGGGUCCUUGGCUUCACAGCCAGUGUCAGUGGCAGCAGCGGGGUCCAAUGGCGGGGGCGCUCCUGGAGGCGGAGCCGGCUAUGCCAUUCAGUCGUCGUACAUGUUAGGAGGAGGGGGAGGAGGAGGAGUUCAGAGUUUUUCCAAUCCGAAUUCCCGCGCCCCACCUGCUACGGUGCAGUGGCUGUGUGAGAACUACGAGGGGGCGGAGGGGGUGAGCUUGCCCCGCUGCACCCUCUACUACCACUACCUGCUGCACUGCCAAGAGCAGAAGCUGGAGCCUGUAAAUGCUGCGUCUUUUGGCAAACUCAUCCGCUCCGUCUUCAUGGGGCUUCGCACUCGGAGGCUGGGGACCAGAGGGAACUCCAAAUACCACUACUAUGGUCUUCGGAUCAAAUCGGGCUCCCCUCUGCUGAGAUUGAUGGAUGAACAGCAGCACAUGGCGAUGAGGCAGCAGCCUUUAUCUCAGAAGAGCAGGCAAAAGUUGGUUCAGAAGAUGCAAGGGGUGAGCAACGGCACGACUGGAGGCACCGCUCAGCAGCAGGCCGCCGGACUGACGGACAUCUCUGCUCAGGUUCAGCUCUACCAGCAGUUCAUGCAGUCAACUCGGCCGCUGCCAGAGUUCCCAGAGAUGGACCUGCGCGAUCACAAGCUGCCUGAUGGGAUUCUUCUGGAGCAUCUCAAGGCGUUCCAGGCCUAUUACAGAGAACACUGUGAGGCCAUUCUUGACGUGAUGGUCAACCUGCAGUUCACUCUGGUGGAGACGUUGUGGAAGUCCUUCUGGAGAUUCAGCCAAAGUGGAAACACAGACUCGCUGAGCCUCCACAACGAGUCUGAGAAGCGUCUGCCCAAGUCCUACCUGGUGCUGCUGUGCAAGUUUGAGCCGGUGCUGCGCUGGACCAGGGAGUGUGACAACCUGCUCUACCAGACACUGGUGGAGAUCCUCAUCCCUGAUGUGCUCAGACCCAUUCCCAGUGCCUUAACUCAGGCGGUCCGUAACUUUGCCAAGAGUCUGGAGAGUUGGCUGUCUGGCGCCAUGAUGAACAUCCCAGAGGAAAUGGUUCGCCUGAAGGUGGCGUGUGUCUGUGCCUUCUCCCAAACGCUGCGGCGCUACACCAGCCUGAACCAUCUGGCUCAGGCGGCUCGAGCCGUCCUGCAGAAUUCAGCCCAGAUAAAUCAGAUGCUCUCCGACCUCAACCGGGUGGACUUCACCAACGUGCAGGAGCAGGCGUCCUGGGUGUGUCAGUGUGAGGACCGUGUGGUGCAGCAGCUGGAGCAAGACUUCAAAGUGACCCUGCAGCAGCAGAACUCUCUGGAGCAGUGGGCCACCUGGUUGGAAGGGGUCGUCUCUCAGGUCCUCAAACCUUACGAGAACAACCCUGCGGCUCUACCGAAGGCUGCCAAGGUCUUUCUGCUCAACUGGUCCUUCUACAGCUCCAUGGUCAUCCGUGACCUGACCUUGCGCAGCGCUGCCAGUUUCGGUUCCUUCCACCUGAUCCGCCUGCUGUACGACGAGUACAUGUACUUCCUGAUCGAGCACCGCGUCGCUCUGGCCAAGGGGGAGACCCCUAUUGCUGUCAUGGGAGAAUUCUCCAGCGCCGCACGCAGCCGUACCAGCCGGGAUCUGGAGAAAGAUGAGGAAGAGGAGGAGGAGGAUGAGGAGAGCGAAGAUGACGGGGCAGACCUGGUGAUGCAGUCCAGUUCUCUGAGCAGACUGGAGGAGGAAGAGAAGGAGGGGCCUCCAGUGAAGCAGCCCAGGACCAGCCUGACCCUGCACACGCUGACCGAAACGCACAAUGCAAGCCCCUGAGAAAUUCAUGCCAAGCAACAAAUGCGCUUUAUUUUCCCUCAUGAGCUCUUCAUGUUAGUCUAGUGACUGUCGGGGAGGGAGGUGGAAGGUCUGUCGCCCCUCUCCUGUGCCUUCCACUCAGUCUUGGCUGCUCAAUAUUUAUUUCCUUCCUGCCUUAACUUCUGACCCGUCUGCUGCAGAGAUUGUUGCUGCUCUGGAAACCCAGGUCCGCUCUAUGCAGAGGAGCAGCAUUGAUAUCUUUGAAACAUUUUCUCAUCAGUGUUCCCCCAUAUGAAUGUGCCUCAGAGAUUUUUAGCAGCUUGAUGUCUGCCCUGUUCAGUGGAUCAAUGAAUUAAAGCUCU
Messenger RNA from Synchiropus splendidus (mandarinfish), 2867 nucleotides. Its product is annotated as MHC class II regulatory factor RFX1-like. Gene Ontology annotation, biological process: regulation of transcription by RNA polymerase II. The transcript has 17 exons. Gene Ontology annotation, cellular component: nucleus. The record is from RefSeq and is a predicted model, not a curated record. Gene Ontology annotation, molecular function: RNA polymerase II cis-regulatory region sequence-specific DNA binding; DNA-binding transcription factor activity, RNA polymerase II-specific. Lineage: Eukaryota; Metazoa; Chordata; Actinopteri; Syngnathiformes; Callionymidae. The coding region runs from base 124 to 2526 and encodes 800 amino acids.